Molecule: messenger RNA, 612 nt
Organism: Haemonchus placei
Lineage: Eukaryota; Metazoa; Nematoda; Chromadorea; Rhabditida; Trichostrongylidae
Source: the annotation of a GenBank genome assembly
AUGGGUACACGUAGAGUGUCGUCACCCAAUGGCGACUUUACUCUUUUCUUCACCAUUCAAAGCCCCUUCUCGAACUUCCAUCCGUGUCGUUUCCAACAGACCGCAAUGGAUGGUUCAAGAAGGCGGUUCACAUGCGUUGAACAGUACUACAUGUAUAGCAAAGCUCUGUCGGCCGGAGAUAAAACAGCUGCUGAACAAAUAAUGUCAGAACGCGAUCCGAAGAACAUGAAACGAAUCGGCACGAAGAUUGAAGGAUUUGAUCGGGAAAGGUGGGAUGGCAUGAGCACAUCUAUCAUGACCCUUGCCUUAGAAGCGAAGUUCAUGCAAGACACUCAAAUGCGUUACAUGCUGUUUUUGACUCACGGUUCAAGGCUUGUCGAAUGUUCACCGUCUGACGUCAUCUGGGGCAUAGGUCUCCCAAUCAACAGCCCAGAUGCCGUUAAUCCUUCGCGAUGGCGUGGUAAAAAUCGUCUGGGAAGCCUUAUGGAUGCUGUACGAGAGAAAUUAUGGGUCAUGGAUGAAUACAGAGCAUUACGCGACGAAGUCGAAACACAAAUGAAUUUGUUCCCUGGUUACGCGGAUUUAUAUUUCUCUUCAAAAUUAACGAGGUAG